AUGAAGAUGCACUUCUGCAUCCCAGUGUCCCAGCAGCGGCCCGACGCGCUGGGGGGCCGCUACGUGCUGUACUCCGUGUACCUGGACGGGUUCCUCUUCUGCAGGGUGCGCUACAGCCAGCUGCAUCGUUGGAACGAGCAGCUCCAGCGAGUCUUUGGGAACUGGCUGCCACCCUUCCCUCCGAAGCACUAUCUGGCCAUGACCGUAUCUAUGGCCAAUGAGAGGAGAGAGCAGCUGGAACAAUAUUUGCAAAAUGUAACUGCAGACCCGAACGUGUUGAAAAGUGAAGUCUUCAUUGAUUUCUUGAAGCUGGUACAGCUGAACACGUUUAACAUCACUGCCAAGCCUGCCUUCCUGGACAUACUUCUGCCCGGUGGAGGGAGGAUUGGGGUCGAAAUCCUAACAUCAGACACCACUGAAAGAGUCCUAGAGGUCGUGUCGCAGAGAAUCGGGCUAUGCCGGGAGCUCUUGGGCUACUUCGGCCUCUUCCUCAUUCGGUUCUGCGAAGAGGGAAAACUCUCCGUGGUGAAAAAGCUGGUGGACUUUGAACUCCCUUAUGUCAGUCUUCAGAGUUGCGACAUGGACGGCUGUACGGUUGGCCUCAGGAAGUGGUACAUGGAUCCAUGCCUCGACGCCAAGCUGAUGGACUGCAGAGUGGCCGUAGGCUUGCUGUAUUUGCAGGCAAAAGAGGACAUUGACAAAGAAUGGGCCAAACCCACCCAGGCACAGAGGCAGAAAUUAGAAGCUCUCCAGAAAGAAGACAAUCAAACACAGUUUCUGGAGCUGGCCCGUGAGGUGCGGCACUACGGGUGCGUGCAGCUGGAUCCCUGCACCUGUGACUACCCAGAACCAGGCUGCCGGGCUGUUCUUUGCGUCGGCAACAAUGAGAUCAGCUGCUGCGUAACCCUACCGGAUGGCCAGACCCGGGACGUCACGUUCCAGCUGAGCAGGGUGAAGUGCUGGCAGGUCACUUUCCUCGGGACCCUGCUAGAGAGAGAUGGGCCCCAGCGAACUCUCCACCAGGACUUGGAGCUCAGAUUCCAAUACAGCGAGGAGAGUCGCUGGCAGUGGUUUGUCAUUUAUACCAAACAGGCUUUUUUGCUGAGUAGCUGCUUGAAAAAGAUGAUCUUGGAAAAGAUGGACAAGUUAGCUGCCGAGAACCCGGAAAUGCAGAUUGAAGUUCCGGAACAAGGCAAAAGUAAAAAAUACCACAUUCUACAAAACCAGCAUAAAGACUAUACCAGCUUUCUGCUAAGAAGAAGCAAGGUUAAGAUAGCUGAAAGUGACUGUGUUUUUAGGAACAUAAAAGAAGAAGAUCUGUGA
Molecule: messenger RNA, 1323 nt
Organism: Lepus europaeus (European hare)
Lineage: Eukaryota; Metazoa; Chordata; Mammalia; Lagomorpha; Leporidae
Gene: SNX31
Product: sorting nexin 31
Exons: 14
Coding region: 1-1323 (440 amino acids)
Biological process (GO): intracellular protein transport
Cellular component (GO): early endosome
Molecular function (GO): phosphatidylinositol binding
Source: RefSeq, a predicted model, not a curated record